AUCACAGCCUCAAACACACAGACACACAAGCAAAUAAAAUAAAAACCUGUCAAAAGACAAGAAAGAAGAUAAGCAUGUCGAAUACAUUCACGAUGGUUGGGGGUGAAGGUCCUAACAGUUACCAACAACAUUCAAAAUACCAGGGAGCAUUACUUGAAGCUGCAAAAGAGAAGAUCAACGAAGCCAUCUCCACGAAGCUCGACAUCGAUCUCACUCCAAGUCUCGUUAACAUAGCAGACUUCGGUUGUUCCACAGGACCAAACACAUUCGCUGCGGUACAAACCAUAGUAGAUGCCGUGGAAAACAAGUAUCAAAAAGACAUUGAGUUCCAAGUUUUCUUCAACGAUUCUUCAAACAACGAUUUCAACACUCUCUUCAAUACACUUCCUCCGAGUAGAAGAUAUUUCGCGACCGGAGUUCCCGGUUCUUUCUUUGGUCGUGUUCUUCCUAAGAACAGUUUCCACGUGGGAGUUUCUUCUUACUCACUCCAUUUCGUAUCCAAGAUUCCCAAAGGAAUUAAAGAUCGCAAUUCUCCGGUGUGGAACAAGGACAUACAUUGCACGGGAUUCUCCAAAAAGGUUGCGAACUUGUAUCGUGAUCAGUACAAGAUCGAUGUGGGGAGUUUCUUGAACGCGAGAGCUCAAGAGCUCGUGUCUGGUGGGUUGCUAUUGCUUCUUGGAUCAUGUCUACCAAAUGGAGUUCUAAUGUCCGAAACCGUUAAUGGAAUGAUGAUAGAUUUCAUUGGAUCUUCCCUUGAUGAAAUGGCUAAGCAGGGUCUGAUAGAUCAAGAAAAGCUUGACACAUUCAAAUUGCCUAUAUAUCUUGCACAUGCGGAUGAGUUGAAAGGAAUCAUUGAGGAGAACAAAUGUUUCACGACUGAGUUAUUCGAGAGCAUUAGGCAUGCGAAGGGGGAGUAUCCUUUAGACCCAGAGUAUUUGAUGCUCACGUUUAAAGUGACGGUAGGAGGAACUGUAGCUUCACAGUUUGGGCAAGAUGUAAUGGAGAAAACCUUUGAGCUUGUGAAGGAAAAGACACAAGAAAUGCUUCCUCAGAUAGCCAAAGCUAAACCAGGGAUGCAAUACCUCAUUGUGCUUCGGAAAAAUUGAGGCCAUGAUCAAUGUAGAUCAUUCUCAAACUAUGUGUUGCAAUUACAGUGAUGUAAUCAUGCUUGCGUGUGUGGGUUUUUUCUUGUCAUCAUUAUGUUGAUUUCUAAAUUUACAAUUUGAAUUUUACUAUGAGAAUUGUGUCACAUUUCUUGGUUGUUAGUCCUAAAAUUCUGAGCAUUAUACUUAAGGUUAAUAUUUAAAUAAAAAAGAGACAAGUAUUUUAUUUUAUUUUUAAGACAGUACUAAUAUUUGUAUUUUU
This is a messenger RNA of Eruca vesicaria subsp. sativa (arugula), 1365 nucleotides long. The record is from the annotation of a GenBank genome assembly. NCBI's taxonomy places the organism in Eukaryota, Viridiplantae, Streptophyta, Magnoliopsida, Brassicales, Brassicaceae.